Messenger RNA from Schistosoma spindalis, 3938 nucleotides. NCBI's taxonomy places the organism in Eukaryota, Metazoa, Platyhelminthes, Trematoda, Strigeidida, Schistosomatidae. The record is from the annotation of a GenBank genome assembly.
AUAUUUGUUCCGGAUAUGCCUUCACCUUUAUUAAAUUUUGAUUUACUCAUUGUGAAAAAUCUUCCAUUACCAUUUGUUUGUGUUGGAGUCUAUCGACAUCAUUCUCGUAAAGGUCGAGAAGGUCAACGUUUUCGUUUACAUUUAAUUGAUUUAAAUAGUUCUGGACCUAAUCCACCACAACUGCCUCCAGUAGUUUCAUCUAUUCCUCCUCCUCCUCCUCCUGCUCCUAUUUCAUUAUCUUCUGUUACUGCUACUGUUUCUGUCAGUGCAAUGACGUCAACUAAUAUCACACCUAUUAGUACUUCUACAACAACAACAACAACAACUUGUGUAUCUCCAAAUCAUUCCAGUUUAUUAGUGGAUUCAUCUGCAUCUCCUCACUCUGUAAUAUCACAUUCAGAAAAUAUUCAUGGAUUAAAUGAUUCCGUUGAAUUAACAAGUAGUAGUAAUAAUAAUAAUAGUAAUAGGUUGACUAAUAGAACACAAGUAGUUCUUAAAUCAGAUCAAACGAAAGCUGAAUUACAACGAAAGAAUACUCUAUUUUUACCUGAGGAUAUUCUACCGGUUGUUGAAACUGUACAAUUAGAGCAUAAUACUAUAUUAAUAUGCUUUUUAGAUUGUGCUAAAGUUGUCAGUUUAAAUGGUCAAAUUAAAUCCAGUCGUCAUCGUGCCACAACUUUAGAUUUUAACGGAAUCACAGUUGAGUCUAUUGUCUGCCUUCGAGAUAGUAUACUUGUAUUUCAUCCACAUGGUCUAUUAGGAAAAAGUUUUACUGGAGAGUUAACUCAAGAAAUUAAUGAUAAAGAAAAUAUUUAUCGAUUAUUAGGAUACAAUCGGUUAGUUAUUCAUUAUUAUAUAUAUAUAUCAAUAUAAUUUAUUUAUUUAACUACAUAAAGAUUGAUACAAAGAGGCACAAAAUUGAUUUGCUUCAUAUGAAUCAUACGAUUUAUGUAAGAGUUGUGUUACUGUGCAGGUUACCCAAACCGAAGCAGGUUGGUUUUGUGAUGGAGGGGAAGGGGAGAGGGGCAACACUCAGAACGUUCAACUUAAAGAUGUAAUCCACAAGGUUGUGGAGGAAUGUUAAGAGAUGCAAUCCCAUCCAUGGUAGCUGGUCAUGGACAAUAGGUUUCUACGCCAUUUAUUCCCUCAGUCUCUUGGAGCCCAUGUGCACCGUUGGUUUGGAGUUAGGAUUUUCCAACUCCUUUAGAUGGAUCUUCCAUAUCCACUAACCCAGUUGAAGCUCUGAACAUUCGUUUUUCAUGUUUUCAAGGUUGUGAAUAACACCACCAGUAGAAUACAGUGAAUAGGACGUUUUCGCGACAGUGAUUUUAUGCGCGUUUGGAACAUUCGGAGAGGGAGUGUUGACUUUCCUCACUUUCGGUUAUACCCUAGAGCAUUUGGUGGUUGGGUUGAAUGAGCAAGAAUUGAUCGACCUAAAUUUCAUGCUAUUUUGUACUUAUUCACUACAUAUGCUUUCAAUUUCAACAUAACCAUUGCCUUAUUAUAGAAUUUGAAUUCACGUUAAACAACUUUAUAGUUUGCAAUGUGUGAUUAUCAUGAUUAGCUUUAUUCACUAUGAUAUGCUUGGUAGAGUAUAGAAUUGUCAACAUGAAGUAUAUUUCAUCAAGUUUUCAUUUGUUACUUACUUGGUUGAUCCUGAAUGGUUACCAGUUAGAAGUUGGCAAUUCAAUCAAUCGACAUCAGUUUCACUAUAUAUUACCUACCAGCCAACCAUGAUGUCUCUGUUUGUGAACUCUUUUGUAAUCUGUAUAAUGAAAGGUUGUACAGUUUUCGGAAACACAUUUGAAUAGUUUAUGUGAUUAACAGACUUAAUGAUGUGUAUUAAAACAAAUAAGUAAGCAGAUCACUUGUUGAAAUAUCGAGAUAGCAAGAACAGUUAGCUUCGAUGUUCUAGUAGGACAUCAUUGAUAUUAUUGAUUUCGUGAUCAUUUUGAAUAAACUAAACAUUGAGUAGAUUGUUAUAAACCAUAGAAUAAUAGUAAUGAUAAUAAUAUAUUUGUAGAUAUUCCAAUAAUUAGAGAAAUUAAACUUUCUGACGUUUCGUCACUGAGUGUAAGUCACUUCUUCAGAGAAUAAAUCACUAACAAACUGUUAGCAACAGUUGGGCUAGCUAUUCUCCUAUACGAUCAUUGAUAUUCUCGAUCAUAUGAGAUUAAGAUCAAAAUGUAUUGAUCAAUUUUGAUGAUUAGAUUCGUUGAACUAUUCUAUAAUAUUGAUAUUAUUCUAUUGUAUUUUUAUUUAUUUCAUAGGAAUAUUAUUGUUGAAAGUCGACCAGCUAAUAAUCCAAUGUCUAAUUCUAAUGUAUACAUCUUAACUGAUAAUAUGGAGAAUAUUUAAUCUAUAUAUAUAUACAUUGGUAUAUGUCAAUGUAAACCUCUUAUUAUAAGGGUUAUGUAAUCAGAGUAAAUUGAAGAAAAGGGAACGAAUCAUUCAUAUAUAUAUAUAUAUAUAUAUAUAGACCUCCCUCUCUCUUUAUAUAUGUACUUUUAUCUCUUCUCCUUUUUGUCUAUACACAUUGAUAAACAAACAUUCUGUGUGAGUGUGUGUGUGUGUGUGUGUAAGAUGGUUACUAGAUUUCUUCAUAUUCUUUCUGGUUUCUUCGAUAUAUUUUGUUUCUUUUUUUCCUUUUUUAUAAAUCAAGUGCUUUUAUCUAUCUAUCUAUCUAUCUACCUACUUACCUACACUUUAAUGUUGAUCAUGUCAUUGUCUUAUUCUGAAAUUGUUCAAUAUUAUUUAUUACUUAGAUAAUUCCAAUUUUAUAUAAUAUACAUGAACGCACAUAGAUACUGUUACGAUCUUGAUUGGAUAAAGCAUUUGUUCUUAGCUUUAAAAUCUUGCUUCUGUUCUUCAUCGAUUCCAAUAAUAAUAAUAAUUAAUAAUAAUAAUUCAUGUAUAAAAUAGGUGCUAUGGAUAACAUUUUGAAAAUUCUUAUCGUCAUUUAUGCACAGUUCAUCUUUGUUUCUUUCUUUCCUUCUGUGUUUCUUUUUUGUCAAAUCCGUUUUUAACUACUCAUAAGUAGUAUAAAUUUAAAUACAAAACAAAAAGAGACAUUUCCUCAUAAUGACAGAUAGUAAACAUGAUAUGUUGUCAUAUUCUUUCUUAUCUAUUAAUCAUUUAUACAAGUUAUUUGGCUCUUUUAAUUCUUUAAUCAGAUUAUAUGAUUACACAACUGAAGCCAUAAUACUAAUAAUAUAAGUUAACCAAUAAUACAGUUGUGAUCUUUGUUACCAAUUCUCUUUUAUAGGGUUAAAAUAAUUUAUGAAUAUAUAUACUUAUAUGCAUACAGUUGGUGUUUAUGAAUUAGUCUGUAUAUUCUUUCAUUAGUUUUGAAUGUGCUCCUUUUCCCUAUUGAUUGUCUAUUUUGUCAAUAUAAGCCUAGAUAAAGUUCCUUAAGUAUAUGGAAGAUGUAUUCAUGUGAUAGCCCCCCUUUUUUUGUUUGUUUUUCUUUUCUUUUUCCCUCUCCCUCUCUCUUUUGAUAAUUCUUUCUUUAUUUUUAUUUGUCAUUUUAAGUAUUAUUCUCUCUCUCCUUCCCUCUCGUUUAAAUUCACUUGGUGUUGUUUUAUUUAUAACUUCCCAUUGUUACUAAGACCUACAAUUGAUCGGUUUUCUGUUGGCAUAUGUGCAUCCUGUGAGGAUUGAUUCGAUCUAGUCUUACGUCACGGGCUUUCUAAGCAAAGGUCGAUAAUGGCGUGAACAUCAAUUCUGUGAUGCUGUUACAUCCAACUGACGAGUCGCAAACAGGACGAAACACGCUUUGUCCUCGAUUCCACUGCUAGUCACUAUCCAUCUUUGCACAUAAAGAUUGUGACUUAAGGCAAUAUCAAGGCGAUCCUCACAGGAUGCAAAUAUACCAACUUGACACUGAUCAAUUACGGUCCUAAAGAGAUCAAUGAGAAGAUUCAAGUAAAACAAUAUCA